This is a messenger RNA of Durusdinium trenchii, 994 nucleotides long. The record is from the annotation of a GenBank genome assembly. NCBI's taxonomy places the organism in Eukaryota, Dinophyceae, Suessiales, Symbiodiniaceae.
AGCGGCUCGCAGCUUGAAAGCUUCUACGACGUAUCUUGACAGGUGAAAGCGUCUUUCCAAAGCUUCAUGGCAGCUAUGGCGCUGAAGAAGAUUCUUCUCCUGGUCGGCGUGCUGCAGGUCGCGACGCAGUACUAUUCUGCGUCCAUGCGGCGUCUUCAGGAGAGCGGUGUGGAUGUGGCUCAGUUGGCCAGCGACUUUCACAAGGCUUGUCAACGUGGUGAUCAGGAUGCCGCCAGCGCUUUGCUCCUCAAAGGUGUUGACGUGAAUGAUGUGUCGGCCUCUGGCCCAGAAUGGAGCGCCCUCGCGCAAGCUGUGAUCCGCAAGGACACGACCAUGUGCACUUGGCUUUUGUCGAAAGGGGCCAGUCCUGACACCCCAGACCGUCGCGGCCGCACGCCGCUCUACCAUGCCGUGAGCAACCAGCUGUCUACAGUGGUCACUGAGAUGCUGAGGACCGCUAAGGACUUGAGUCCCAGCGAUGGCGAUGGCAUCGACUUGCUCACACGCGCAGUUUGGGUGGGCAACGCGGACAUCGUGAAGAGCUUGUUGGCCUCGGGCGCCUCCUCCGAAGCCGCCCAGUUUGCGGCUCAGUCGGCACCCACGGCGAUCGCUUUGCUCUUCGGGCACUCGGGGGUGACGAAGCCCUCCCCAGCACCAGCUGUGGCGCCCACUCCGGCACCUGCCGUGGUCCCCGCUCCGGCGCCGGUGACGGAGACGGUGGAGACCCCGGAGGAGGCGGAGACUCCCGCAGAAACCGUGGAGGCUCCAUGAGACCAAGGCGAACUCGCCUCCGUGUGGAGGAGAUGGAACUCCGCUGACACGCGGCGUUUUGUGGCACGAAGAUCACAGUACUGAUCCUGGCCUCCAUGAAAGAAUACCAUACCACGGGAGAAUCGCACAUCCAAUUUCGCACAUGUUAGUUGUGUUUCUUACUGGUAGUUUGAUGGUGAGGGAUCCAGAUGUUCAACACCUACUUUUGUGGACCCGCGGGGGC